AUGUCUGCUGCGCAGCUUCUCAACCCCAAGGCCGAGUCCCGCAGGAGGGGCGAAGCUCUAAAGGUCAACAUCAGUGCGGGCGAGGGUCUUCAGGAUGUCCUCAAGUCCAACCUGGGCCCUCUGGGCACAAUCAAGAUGCUUGUCGACGGCGCCGGCCAGAUCAAGCUCACAAAGGAUGGCAACAUUCUUCUCCGCGAAAUGCAAAUACAGAACCCGACCGCCGUCAUGAUUGCCCGAGCUGCCACUGCGCAGGACGAUAUUUGCGGUGACGGUACUACGUCUGUCGUGUUGCUGGUUGGCGAGCUGCUGAAGCAGGCCGACCGCUUCAUCUCAGAGGGUCUGCACCCCCGUGUCAUAACCGACGGCUUCGAGAUUGCCAAGGUCGAGGCUCUCAAGUUCCUCGACCAGUUCAAGCUCCCCAAAGAUAUCGACAGAGAACUCCUGCUCAACGUCGCCCGCACAUCGCUCUCCACGAAGCUCAACGCGACUCUGGGUUCGAAGCUCACCCCCGACAUUGUCGACGCUGUUCUCGCCAUCUACGAGGAGGGUGUCAAGCCUGACCUGCACAUGGUUGAGAUUAUGAAGAUGCAGCACCGCAUGGCUGCUGAUACCCAGCUAAUCAAGGGUCUCGCCCUCGACCACGGUGCUCGCCACCCCGACAUGCCCAAGCGCCUGGAAAACUGCUUCAUCUUGACGCUCAACGUCAGCCUUGAAUACGAAAAGACCGAAAUCAACUCUAGCUUCUUCUACUCGAGCGCCGAGCAGCGUGACAAGCUCGUCGAGAGCGAGAGACGCUUUGUUGAUGCCAAGCUCAAGAAGAUUGUCGAGCUCAAGAAGGAGGUUUGUGGAAACGACGGCAAGAAGAACUUUGUCAUCAUCAACCAAAAGGGCAUCGACCCCUUGUCGCUCGAUGUUCUGGCCAAGAACGGCAUCCUAGCCCUGCGUCGUGCCAAGCGUCGCAACAUGGAGCGCCUGCAGCUUGUCUGUGGCGGUAUUGCCCAAAACAGUGUCGAAGAUAUGACGGAGGAGUGUCUGGGAUGGGCUGGUCUUGUCCAUGAGCAGACUCUCGGAGAGGAAAAAUACACCUUUGUCGAGGAAGUCAAGGACCCCAAGUCCGUUACCCUACUCAUCAAGGGCCCCAACCAGCACACCAUUGCCCAGGUCAACGAUGCUGUCCGUGAUGGUCUGCGCAGUGUCUACAACACCAUUGUCGACAAGAGCGUUGUUCCUGGUGCUGGUGCCUUCCAGGUCGCCUGCGCUACCCACCUGCGCAGUGACGCUUUCUCGAAGACGAUCAAGGGCAAGGCCAAGUUUGGUAUUGAGGCCUUUGCCAACGCUCUUCUCAUUAUCCCCAAGACCCUUGCUGCCAAUGCCGGCCACGACGUGCAAGAUGCCAUUGCUGCCUUGCAAGAUGGUGUCCUUGACGGUGACGUCGUCGGUCUGAACUUGGAGACCGGUGAGCCUAUGGACCCUGAGCUCGAGGGUGUCUUUGACUCGUUCCGUGUUCUUCGCAACUGCAUUGCUUCCAGUGCAGGCAUUGCCUCAAAUCUGCUGCUCUGCGAUGAGCUGCUCAAGGCCCGACAGAUGGGCAGAGCAAAGGGUCCUGGCCCUGGCAUGGACGGCCCUGAUGAUCACAUGUAA
Akanthomyces muscarius is the source of this 1641-nucleotide messenger RNA. RefSeq lists its product as uncharacterized. Gene Ontology annotation, molecular function: ATP hydrolysis activity; ATP binding; ATP-dependent protein folding chaperone. Gene Ontology annotation, cellular component: chaperonin-containing T-complex. The record is from RefSeq and is a predicted model, not a curated record. The transcript is spliced from 6 exons. Lineage: Eukaryota; Fungi; Ascomycota; Sordariomycetes; Hypocreales; Cordycipitaceae. Gene Ontology annotation, biological process: protein folding. Bases 1 to 1641 code for a protein of 546 amino acids.